GUAGUAGUCCGCCUAAGAAUCAGGCAGAUACCAAAUAAUGUUAGGAACAUGAAUUUGGUCAAUCUGAUGCAUUAUUUGUAUAUAAACAGUUAUUCUCAACCACUUUCAGCUGACAUAGUUAAAAAAGUGGUAUAUAUUAUAAUUUGUCUAUUUUAGCAUGUCAGAUUGUGCCCUAAUGCCUUUAAUAAUGUACUAUAAAAGUACUGAAAUAUAUAUUUUUCAUUGAAAAAAUACUUGAAAAAACAAAUGGGAAACCUUAAUAUCUUUACAAAUUAAGAAAAUAAAGUGUCAUAUUUUAUUAAAACAAUAAUUGUUUCUGUGUGUUUUUGUCUCAUUAGUACACAUAUUGUCCUUACAAAAAGACUGGACAAUGCUAAAAAUAGGUUAGAGUUAUCUCCCAUUACCCACAAUGCAAUAGAUUUCAACAAUGGCAGCCCCCAUGGGCUCCUGCUCAAUUGGAUUUUUUGCCUCAACAAAGUGUGGAAUAUCAUCACUGCACCCUUCACAUACAACUUUAUCAAGAUUAAAGGACUGCCAGAGGAAUAUCCAAGCUCAUUUGUUGAAAGUUGGAUUGAAUGCAGGUGUAACAGGAGUAGCAGACGUCACAUACGAGGGGGAACUUAUUUCAAAAAGAGUGGGUUUGUUCACUGUUGAGAGUGACUUCAGUGUUUGUCCAUAUCAUAGAGAUUUCCUUGGAAUAAACUGGAGACAAAAGGCUUUGUGCCAAUAUCCAAUUCAUGAGGGAAAGGCCAAGCCUUAUCGGAGCUUUACAACGGCCAUGAGCAGACGAAUGUUAGCCGACUUUGGUGUAUUUGUGCCCAUUGGCUCUGGAAUAUGCAGAAAAUGUAAUGGAGAAUACUUGAAAGCAUAUACAUCAUGUACAGAAAAAAAGGAUAUCAAUGGCAAUUGCAUGGAUAUAGAGAUUGAUGAUCCAAAUGAAGACAAACCUAAUGUUAAUAAAUUUUCAAAAUUAGUGGCUACAACAGAUGAUGAAGAUGAGCAUUGUAACUAUACACUUCGCACGAGAAAGACAAAUUCAUCUACCCUUGAUAAGGUCAAGGUUGUAUCAGUCCACUCAGAUCAAAGCUGA
Molecule: messenger RNA, 1090 nt
Organism: Mytilus californianus (California mussel)
Lineage: Eukaryota; Metazoa; Mollusca; Bivalvia; Mytilida; Mytilidae
Exons: 5
Coding region: 428-1090 (220 amino acids)
Source: RefSeq, a predicted model, not a curated record